UGAUUGAUAUUUUGUAUCUCAGAUUUAAAUAAAACAUGAGUGAUACAGAGCGCGAGGAUUUAAAAAAAUUGAGCAAAUCUUUAUGUACUAUAAUAUCAUUGACAUCCAAACAAUUUCCAGAAGUUGAGACAAUUACAACUCAAGAAUUUGAGAAUAUUUUGUCUAAGGAGUCUUUACUUGAGCCGAAUUCGAAUGUCAAUGAAUCAAAUUCGGAUAUCCUAGUCGUAGACAUCAGAGAAAGAGCGGAGUUUGAUGUCAGUCACUUGUUGUGUGCUAACUGGGUGGAUUUCAACAAACCAUAUAGAGAGCAAUGCGACUGUGUCAUCGACCUUAUACAGGAAAAGAUUGAAGAGAGAGAGAAAAGGGAUAAAGAGUUGGAUGUAUUUGUGUACUGCGCUGUGGGAAUCAGGGCUUCAAUUUUGGUGUCAAUUACGCAACGAAGGCUUAAGCGAAUGAAAGAAAAAGAGGGGUCACCUGUUGACCCUGAAGAAUUCCUCACAGAUAAUACUGAGAAAUUACCGUAUUCCAGCAUUAAACUUCGAAAUGUAGAAGGGAGUAUCUACAAAUGGGCACACGAGCACAGGCCAUUGGUCGAUAAAGAUAAUCAAAAAACAACACUGGUACAUUGCUGUAGCUCACUUUGGGGGAAAUUGUUUGUUAACAAAGAAUUUCGGCACCCCGGACCAUACAGUCUCAUUUUUUAAAUAACAAGCGCAAUCAUAAAUGCCAAAGCAUGCUCUGAUAACUUUCAAUGUUAUUGUUGUUUCAAAAAUCUUGCCAAAGUGUGAAGAAGUGCAAUGUAUCAUCCUGUUUUUUGCCAAAGAACCUAAAAUAUGCUCCGUAUUAUUGAACCAUGCAUGACAAUAUGUUAAUCAGGGAACCAAUAUUAUAUAUAUUCUCGUUAUUUUAUUAAUCAUGUUUAUUCAAUUAAUAAGUUUCCCUCUAUUACUUUCUUUUAAGCUACUAUUCAAAGAAGAUAAAAUACUUUAAUAUGCACUUGUAUAGAAAUUAGUUGAAUGUUUUCGAUAAAUCAUGGCCAAAGCCAGCACUUACCUUAGUUUACAAUUCUAUUAUUGUUAAAAAGUGCCAUAUUCACGUUUAAAUGUAUUACCGGUAAAUAUUUGCCAACAAUCAAUCAUAUGAUAAUCCCUUUGAUGCAAUAUACUUUUUGUUUAUUACUUCAUUGAAAACAUUAUGCUAAUUAAACUUUCAUAUUUUUGUGUUUAUUUUACGCAG
This is a messenger RNA of Styela clava, 1236 nucleotides long. RefSeq lists its product as uncharacterized. The record is from RefSeq and is a predicted model, not a curated record. Lineage: Eukaryota; Metazoa; Chordata; Ascidiacea; Stolidobranchia; Styelidae.